This is a messenger RNA of Betta splendens (Siamese fighting fish), 5910 nucleotides long. RefSeq names its product nuclear GTPase SLIP-GC-like. The record is from RefSeq and is a predicted model, not a curated record. The transcript has 22 exons. Lineage: Eukaryota; Metazoa; Chordata; Actinopteri; Anabantiformes; Osphronemidae. The coding region runs from base 2868 to 5276 and encodes 802 amino acids. Gene Ontology annotation, molecular function: GTPase activity.
ACAGGAUGUACUAGAUGACAUGAAUCAUGACAAAACGAUGCUUGUAUCAAUCUAGUCAACGCCAGAUGUCAAUUCAGUGAGUUACCAGUUAUGAACAACAAUAACAACUUUCUUGAGAUAAAACCAAAUCAGUCUCUAAUGUCGUGAUCGUGUCGUGAUAAUGUCGCGGUUCAGUGACUUCUGCUUAAAUCUGAAGAACAAUGCACACAAAACCAGAUUCCUUUUAACGUUUUAUUAAUCUAACACUACUGUAUAUAUGAAUGACAUAAUAUGGAAAUACUCGAAUAAACAGAACAGAAAAUAAGAAAACAAUCAGAAUGAGAUGAUCAGCGAUGAAUGAAUCAAUGAGUGAAAGGACAAGGAAUGGUCAAGACCUAAGUGUGUGUGAUGGCUUUGAUCAAGCGAAAAGAGUAUUUGUUUCAAACUUAUACAAAUGUAAGGAUAAUUAAUGAAUUUGGAAUGUUAAAUUUUAGCGCUUUGAGAAACGCCAGAAUUCUCAGAGGAUCAGAGACGUUCGUCUUGCUUAAGUUUGGAGCUGUAGUCGCUGUGCAGCGUCUCCCGUUACAGCUUUGUUGAGCAGGCAUCACUUUGGUACUCAAAUAAGCAGAGAAGUCAGAAUGGUUAAACAGCAAUAUCAAAUGCAUAGAUAAUUAAGGUUUUAUACAUGGUCCCUUAAAAGACUGUAACAAAUUAAAGGUUAUUUAUCAUGACUGGUCUUGUCUUAUGUAACACCAAGUAAACACUAAAACAUACACAAAUAAUAAAUGCAAGCAAAAUCAAAUUAUAAGUGGCUUAAUCUAGACAUUACUAAUUAAACAAUUGUAACACUUAGAAAUGUAAUACAAUAACGAGGAUACCUAAUUGUAGCUGGUGGACGUAGCCUACAGUAUAUGCAUGUUGCCCAGAUUAAAAAAAGUAAAGAAGGUGAGUAUCUGUAUUUCAACUUUAUACAUUCACACAAAGGAAUGCAUGGUGAUAAGUUGAAGUCCCUUUAUUGUUCUUGAGGAAUUUCAAUGCAAAUCUGUAGAUCAGGCAUUUAACGUCACACAGAAACCAAUCUAUUAUCAAAUGAUAACGUUUUGUCCACAGAAUACAAUGGCAUCAGUUUCAUGGAAGUUGGAAGUUCUUGUGCAUCUGAACCAGAACUUGUGUCUAAAUAAAGUCUCUUGUUCUCUUAAUGAGCACAUUCCACAUUUUAUGGCUGGUGGUCCCAGUUCUGGGAGAGACAGCUUCUCUGUGAUAAAUGUGACAGCCUGUCGCCUUUUUGGAUGAUAAACACAGGGUGAAAAUCUGUUUCAGAGGUGAAAUCCUGUGAGAUUUACAGGUAGAUCAACAAAGUGGGCUCAUCGUUCUUUGAUAUGGACAUGUGAGAUGUUGGCGCCAAUUGGUGCCUGUUAUGAUAGAAACCAGUCUCCUGUGGUGGAGAAAGAUUCAGGGUUCCUCAUCUCUGGGGACUGGAGUGGACAUAGAGGCUUUUCAGUGAGGAAGUUAAGUUCACAUGUAGGUCAGGUUACCUCAGUCCAGACGUGGAUUGCUACAACAGGCAAACAGGACAUUGUGUUAACUACUACUGUGAAAUUAUAAUCACAAAUAACAGCACUAUUAAUUACUUAGUUGAUAGGAAAGUAAAAUAAAACAAAGCCUUCCAGCACAUAUUCACAGGCUCUACUGUAAAGUGAAUGUCUAUUAAAUGUGUCAUUCAGCUUCCACAGACUGUCCUCUCUAUGUGGACAUCUAAAGAUCGUGAGUUAUGGCUCUGAUGAAACCUCACUUCUCUUGCAGAUAAUUUUGUAUAAUACGUUAUUAAUGUUCUACAGUAUGCUCACUGGUUUUGUUGUUGCUCAAAAAGUCUUCAGUAUCAACAUUAUUAUCAGGAUCAGGAGAUCAGGAUCCCACUGCAGGACCCCAAACAUGACCGGAUCUGAUUUAUUCUAACCAGAGUUUUGAAAGGCCUGUUAUUCCAUUACACUAUUAAAAUCACUUUACGGGCAAAGCAUAUUUACUUUAAGUACCUUUCCAUUUUAUCAUAAUAACAAUAAAUACAUAUAACAGCAUUUGACGCAUAAUUUGAACCAAGUGCCAGCAAAAUUGAGACAAUUUAGGGAAAAAAAUUAAAGAUUCAGAGAAGAAAAGCUGAAUGGCUGUAUUUUUGCCUUCAUAGACAGUAAUGCCCUGCAGUAAUUAGGCACUUAAUUGUGCUCUUAUUAAAACGUUUUGCAUGAAACAGCGAACGCUACCACAGCAUGUGAUGUCCUACAGCCAUCAUCUUCCAACCUGCAGACCAGACAUCCCAACACCUUCUUUUUGAUUUCUUCAAUCAGGGACUUCAAUCAGGCCAGCCUCACAAAGUGCUGAACUCACAGACCGCAUCACAGGUUAUAUUAAUUUCUGUGUAGACACCCAUGCAUCUGAUAAAACCUUUUGCUGCAUUCCUGAGAAACCUUUGCUCAUUUGUCAGUUUCCUGAGUUUCCUGCAGAGACAAGCCUCUAGACUUGUUUGAGGAAAUUGCAUUUGGUUGAGAAGUGUAGAAGAAGUGGUCAUCUGGUUAGGGUUGUGUCACCACUUUUCACCACACAUCCACCCUGGCUUCCUGGCUGCACCUCCUACUGGGGGAUGGGUAAAGGAGUCAUGCUCUGCCGCUUGUGGCAUUCGUUUUUGCCUCCACUGUUACAGUGCCCCUCAGUUCACUUCUUUUCUACUUUUUUGUAGACUUUUUAUAGACUUGCUGUCAGAUUAUUUUAGAAUAAUUAAAUUUUAAAUAACUUUCUUGUGCUGACAGUAUAUUUUUGAGAAGUUGAGUGAUUAGAACUAGAUUUGGCAGAGGUGGACUCCUGUUUGUGCAUUUGAAAGGGAUCGAAAAAUUUUGAUGUUUUUGGACAUGGAUGAAAAGGAUGUUCCUACUACAUUGAGGGAAUGGGGCUUUCCAGACUGGAUAGAAAUAUUUGCGGGCUAUACCAUGGCAAGAUUCCUGUGUCUUGAAGAUGAAGACAUCAAUAAAUUGAUCCCACAUAUGGGACCAAGUAGAGCAACGCUAAAGUGGAAUCUCAAAUUGUUAAAGGGGAAGCAUAAAGUUAUUUAUCAGGGAGUGGAAGACGUUUCUAAUCAAGAACAGGCUGUUGAAGAAGCAGCAGAUUGUGCUCAGGCAGGACCAUCCACCAGUAACCUAAGUAAUAAAGGUGGGAUACAAAAAUGUUCUGUUAGACAAGACAAAAGAAAGUCUGAUCUUCAAGGAAACCACCCACCGACAAAGAAGAGACGUGACCGUGAUGGACCACUCUCAGAGGAGGACAUACUGUCUAGUGUGAAACACAUCAUGGAAAAUGUCUAUAGGACACUGCAUUUGACAAGCAAAACAAGAUUCAAGGCUUUCCUGAAGAACAAGAUUUGUGAUUUGAAGAUUGACAAAAGGGAGGUCAUCGGUGUCUUUGGCAAAACUGGAGAUGGAAAGAGUUCUCUGAUAAACGCAGUCAUUGAAGAGUUUAACCUUCUGCCCUUUGGAAGCAUCAUAGCAUGUACCUCUGUCAUGAUUAAAGUGGAGGCCAACAGAAAUCCCAAGUAUGAGGCAGAGAUAGAGUUUAUUACACCAGAGACUUGGGAAAAUGAGCUUUGGUCCAUGAGAAGAAUUCCAAUAGAUGUCCUAAAAAAUGAUCUUGAAAUUAGUAAGAAGCUGUCAGUUGUGUAUGGUGAGAAAUGGGAAAGCUUAAUCCAAGACACUGUCAACCUCAUUGACAACAAAUAUUUCAAGGAAAUCCCAGAAUUUCUCCGUCAUAAGAGCAGGACUCUGAUAUGUGACUCUGCUAAAGAACUGAAAGUCGAAUUAAUCCAGUACACAAGAAGUGAGUCCAGUGAGGUAAAAGUGAAGAGGUGGUACUGGCCCUUGGUGAAGUGUGUGACUGUCAGGGUGCCUAAUAAUCCUCUUCUCCAGCACGUCACACUUGUGGACCUUCCUGGAAAUGGGGACCGUAACAAGAGCAGAAAUAAAAUGUGGAAAAAGUUUGUUGGAAGUUGCUCCACUGUCUGGAUUGUGGCUGACAUUAAUCGAGCAGCAUCAGCAUUAGAAGCCUGGGAGAUAUUGGAAGAUGCCUGUAGUCACAUAGGCAAUGGAGGCCAGUGUCAGCGAAUUCACUUCAUCUGCACCAAGACUGAUCGUUGUGAAAACUGGAAAAAUGAAAUCGUGGCAGCCAGAAAACUAGUUUUCGAGGAGUUCAACAGACAAAACACUGUCAAGAAAUAUUUCAGUAAUGAAUGUUUUAAAGUCUUCACGGUGAGCUCCACAGAGUUCAAGGAAAGAACCUUUCUACAGCCAGAUGAAACUGAAAUACCCAAACUUCAGGAAUUUCUUCGAAACCUCAACGACUGUCACUCAGAGACAUUAAACUAUGUUUCUGGAGCUUAUGGGAUUCUCUCGUUGAUGCAAGGAGCCCGCAGCAGAGACACUGCUGACAUCAAAGCAGAGGUGUGCUCAGAACUUGAAGGAAAGUUAAACAAUGAACUUAAUAAAAUCAGAAAAACCAUGCGAGAGACUUUUCUGGCUUUUAAAAAAAGUCUGACUGAGGGAGUUGAAAAUUCAAAACGUUCAUGUGAAAAAAACCUGCAAUCUGUCAUAAAACCAAAACAAAGUGGUAGCAGUUUCCAUCCAACAUUAAAGUGCCUAGUUGAGCAAAAUGGUGUCCACAAAACGACCAAAGGAAAACUCAUUAACCUCAAUGCGAAGUUAUGCUCAGACCUGACUGACAGCAUUGACGAGGAGUUCAGGGACACCUUCCCGAAUCAAGACGAUUGUUCACCAUUCAAUGGAGUCAUCAGUGCGUUUUCCCUGGACACAAGGAAGCUGAUUGAAAACUAUAAAGCAGUUAAACUGCAACUUAUAUUUCUCAAGACAGAGGAACAAAACAUUCAGACAAGACUAAACAAAAUCAUUCUUUAUGGGAAGAAAACAGUCUACAACAGUCUCACUGAGACGGUCAGGAAAGCUAUGAAAAAUGGAUAUAAAGAAGCAGCUGAAUUCAGCGGAGUGAACAUGUUGAAGAACAUGAGGGAGACACUGGAGAAGCAUUUUCAUGCUUCAAGGGACAUCAUGUUUGAGGAGGCUGCACGUGUUAUGUUACAGAACCUGAAGAAGCUGAUGGAGGGAAUCUUAAAGGAACUGAAAGAAACCCUGACUGAAUCAAUUGAGCUGUCACUCAAGACAGAUGAACGCUUGAUUAUACCAGAUCUCGCAGCAGAGCUUAAACAGGUGGAGCAAUAUUACAACCAACUGAUGGACAGAAAUUAAAAAACGGCUGCACAGUGCAGAGAAACAGCUGAAGAUUGAACCUAUCCAAUGUCUCUGCAGCCACAUCUCUUGAUUCUGUCUCAACCACUUUAACCAAGUUAUUAUUAUUUUUUUCUUAAUAAUUGUUUUUAUAUUAAAUAUUUUUUCUUUAGUUGAUUAUUACAGUAUGUCAUUUUAUAUUGCUUUUUUCUCUUUUACGAUAUUGUCGACAUUCAGUUAGUGUAGUGGGAUAAGGGCAGUGGCUUAUAAAUAUUUAUAAAUAUUUAUUGUAGGCACAGUAUGGCCCAUUUUUAACAGAUCAAAAUUUAAGGAUGUGACCACCCUUUUUAUUUCAUUCAUUUAUUACUGCAUAUAUUAGAAGUACAAAAAAUGAAAAUAAUAAUCUCACUUAUUGAGUUUUUACUGUUCUGCUUCUACAGUAAAUAUAAAAGUGUAUUGGAAAUGAUUUUCAAAAAUGUUUUAAGGAAGUUCAAGGGACCACAUGUUGUUUAAAACAUCAUAGUGAAUAGAAAUCAAAAUGAAAAACUGCUAAUUGUUCUCUGAAAGUUUCUUUCCUUUCUAGUUCUUACAUGUACUUUUUAAAUCAUUGCAUGUUGAUUUAUUUUUCCUUCAAUCAAUAAAAGUAAUGAAUGUA